Molecule: messenger RNA, 3118 nt
Organism: Sander lucioperca (pikeperch)
Lineage: Eukaryota; Metazoa; Chordata; Actinopteri; Perciformes; Percidae
Product: src substrate protein p85
Exons: 16
Coding region: 197-1804 (535 amino acids)
Biological process (GO): regulation of actin filament polymerization
Cellular component (GO): actin filament; cortical actin cytoskeleton; plasma membrane
Molecular function (GO): actin filament binding
Source: RefSeq, a predicted model, not a curated record
GCCCAUUUGUGACGUCAGCAUUGGCAAAGAACGGGAUACUGGGAGAGCCGGAAGAGCCGCGAGAACAUUACUGUUUCUCCAUCAACGCUUCAGGUGUGAACGGACUAGCUACAUCCACCAGGGGCAUUUCUUUAAAAAAAUAGUUCAGACUCUGGUCGGAGCUACCUGUGUCGUAGACGUGUGUGUUGCAGUAAAGAUGUGGAAGGCAGCAGCAGGACAGUCAGUCAAUGUGGCUGUAAAUGAAGAAGGGGACGACUGGGAGACUGACCCCGACUUUGAGAAUGACGUGUCGGAGACGGAGCAGCGCUGGGGGGCCAAGACGGUGGAGGGCUCAGGACAUCAGGAGCACAUAGAUAUCCACAAGCUGCGCGACACCGUGUCCACGGAGCACACCAGCUUGAGGAAGAAGGAGUUGGACAAAAUGCCCAAGGCCUCGCAUGGAUAUGGAGGAAAAUUUGGAGUGCAGCAGGACCGCAUGGACAAGUCUGCUGUGGGUCAUGACUACCAGAGCAAGUUGUCCAAGCACUGCUCCCAGACGGAUACCUCCAAGGGCUUUGGAGGGAAGUUUGGAGUGCAAGCUGACCGCGUUGACCAGUCAGCUGUUGGGUUUGAGUAUGCCGGGAAGACGGAGAAACAUGCUUCGCAGAAAGACUACACCACUGGGUUUGGGGGGCGAUACGGCGUGCAGGCAGAUCGUGUCGACCAGAGCGCAGUGGGCUUCGAUUACCAGGGCAAAACCGAGAAACACGAUUCCCAGAAAGAUUACACCAAGGGCUUUGGUGGCAAGUUUGGUGUUGAGACCGACAAGGUGGACAAGAGUGCUAUGGGCUUUGAGUACCAGGGCAAAACUGAGAGGCACGAGUCACAGAAAGACUAUGUGAAGGGCUUUGGGGGCAAGUUUGGCGUGCAGACGGACAGACAGGAUGCAUCGGCGCUGGGAUGGGACCACCAGGAGAAACUACAGCUUCACGAGUCCCAGAAAGACUAUAAGCGUGGGUUUGGAGGGCAGUAUGGGGUAGAGAAGGAGAAGCAGGACCAGUGUGCCCUGGGCUAUGAGCACAAGGAGAGCCUGGCUAAGCACGAGUCUCAGAAAGAUUAUUCUAAAGGAUUUGGAGGGAAAUUUGGUGUCCAGAAUGACCGGAUGGAUAAGAGCGCCGGGACUUUUGAGGAUGUGGUGAAGCCGGCCCCAGCUUACCAGAAAACCAAACCUGUGGAGGCCGCUGGCAGCAGCACAGGAAGCAUCAAGGCGCGCUUCGAGAACAUCGCCAAGCAGAAGGAGGAGGAGGACAGGAAGAGGGCCGAGGAGGAGCGAGUGCGCCGACAGGCCAAGGAGAAGCAGGAGCAGGAGGAGGCGCGCCGUAAGAUGGAGGAGACGGCCAAGGCCCCCUCUCCGGUCCCGGCUGCCAGUCCCAGUCCCACUCCCAGCCCGACUCCCCCGGUCCAGCCAGCCGCCGCCCCAGCAUACCAGAAGUCAGCUGCCGUGUCCCACGAUGCUGCCGAGGAGAACGGAGAGCCGCUGUACGAGGCGGAGCCACAGAUCCCCGACGCAGAGCCCGAGGACCUGUACCAGACCCCCGAGGAGACGGCCGUGGCAGCAGACGGCCAGCAGUACGAGUACGGCGAGGACCUCGGGUUGACGGCGGUGGCCCUGUACGACUACCAAGCAGCCGGCGACGACGAGAUAUCCUUCGACCCCGACGACAUCAUCACCAACAUCGAGAUGAUCGACGAGGGCUGGUGGCGGGGCGUGUGCAGAGGCGCCUACGGCCUUUUCCCCGCCAACUACGUUGAGGUUCGGCAAUGAUGACGCCCCGCCGACACGAGCCGAGGAAGGAGACAAUUUGGAAUCCUCCUCUUUCACCCUUUGGUCUUCUCUCUCGUCACCUUAUGUUCCUGCGCGAGACGUCUGCAGGUCUCCUAACCGGCUUUCUUUUGCUCCGUUUUUCCAUCCCUCCGCUACAUAUUCCACUCUCAGAUCACUUUGUUUCUCUCCGGGCAGCAGAAGACGGGGAGAGUUAUCUUAGAAUGACUCAACUGGGGCUGCACAAUACGAGGGAACAUGCGAUAACCUUGUUGAACAUCGCGGUAACGAUAUCACUUGUGAUACAUUUACAGAUAUUAAAGUGAACUCAGUUUCUGCUGCUUUCAGUAUUCUGCUAAAAUACAACACAUUGCUUGUUAAUUUAAAAAAAAAAAAAAAAGCCUGAAAGGAAAUCAUUUCCAACUUUGUUUUAUUGAACAGAUUGAACAUUAAACUGAACACAAACCAUUAAAAAAGAAUGAGUUACAUUUUAAAGUGCAGUUUUCCACUGAUUCAGCUAACUCAAAAGAUCUUUUUUGUGAUGUGUUUUAUUGUUAUUGCAAGUUAAAGUUGCGUUGUCGAUUUUAAAUAAAAACUGAUUUAUUGUGCAGCCCUAGACUCAACUCAAAGAGAAUAUAUAGAGUAGAACUCAUCUGGGCUUUGUUCUGCACCUCUGGACAGAUGUUCUGGUCUCAGAUGACGAAUGAUUCACACCUUUUUCUAUCUCUCCAGAUACCAUAUUAGAGAUCAGUUUCAGGUAUUGUUGCUUCUUCAUAUGUAAGAGAGGACUUUUAGUCUCACCAAAGACCAGAGUAAUGAUAGCAAUGAGCUUGAAUAAGUCUUGUGUACGGGGCGACGGCUGCUCACUGUUCAGCAGCUCAGGCUCCAUGUAAGCAGGAGCAGUUUUUAAAGUGGAAAACAAGCCUCCACUUUGGAUUAUAAUGUAUAUUGAUGGCUACAUACUGUCCAGUACGAUCGACCGUGGACCAAAAAGACCUUUUUGUUUCUUUGGUCUGUUUGCACAGGAGUUUAAAUUCCCCCUUCCUGAUUGAUUCGUCAAUGGGGGAGCUAAGGCUACAUCUACGCUGCUACGCGUUGGUUUAAAAAUGUCUUUUUUGCGUCGUGCCCCUAAAACGAGACUACAUCGUAGACAGAGCCAGCCAGGGAGGGCAUACAGUGAGAGGCCAGAUCAGGGCUAGCAUGUAGCUUCUCUGAGCUAAACCAUCUGUCUGAUGACAUCAUCGCACACCAGAGGGAAGUUCAAGUCUGCCAAAUUUGCCGUUGACACCUUUCCCACGUUGCAGGCUCCAAAAAAAA